AAAAGCCGCGCGCCGGGGGUCGCCGUUGCGCUGUUAGAUCUUGUUCACCAACCGCUGAGUAUGGCGUCUCUUACGGUGAAGGCCUACCUUCUGGGCAAGGAAGAGGCGGCCCGCGAGAUCCGCCGCUUCAGCUUCUGCUUCAGUCCGGAGCCCGAGGCGGAGGCCGAGGUCGCGGCGGGCCCCGGGCCCUGCGAUCGGCUACUGAGCCGGGUGGCCGCUCUGUUCCCCGCGCUGCGGCCCGGCGGCUUCCAGGCGUACUACCGCGAUGAGGACGGGGACUUGGUUGCCUUUUCCAGUGAUGAGGAGCUGACGAUGGCAAUGUCAUAUGUGAAGGAUGACAUCUUCCGUAUUUACAUUAAAGAGAAGAAGGAGUGCCGGCGGGACCACCGCCCCCUGUGUGCUCAAGAGGCAACCCGCAACAUGGUGCACCCCAAUGUGAUCUGCGAUGGGUGCAACGGGCCGGUGGUGGGGACCCGCUACAAGUGUAGCAUCUGUCCUGACUAUGACCUGUGUGCUGGCUGCGAGGGGAAGGGCAUGCACAAGGAGCACAGCAAGCUCGCCUUCCCCAACCCCUUAGGCCACCUCUCUGAGAGCUUCUCUCAUAGCCGCUGGCUUCGGAAGCUGAAACAUGGGCACUUCGGGUGGUCCGGCUGGGAGAUGGGCCCACCAGGGAACUGGAGCCCACGUCCGCCUCGGGUGGGGGAUGCCCACUCCAGCCCCACAGCGGAAUCCGCUCCUGGUCCGUCGGAGGAUCCCAGUGUGAAUUUCCUCAAGAAUGUAGGGGAGAGUGUGGCAGCCGCCCUCAGCCCCCUGGGCAUUGAAGUUGAUAUUGACGUGGAACAUGGAGGGAAAAGAAGCCGCCUGACCCCCGUCUCCCCAGGCAGCUCCAGCACGGAGGAAAAGUGCUGUUCUCAGCCAAGCAGCUGCUCUUCCGACCCCAGCAAACCGCAUGGUGACAUGGAGGGUGCAGCGCAGUCUCUAGCGGAACAUCUGGACAAGAUAGCCCUGGAGUCAGGGGUGCGGCCUGAGGAACAGAUGGAGUCUGAUAACUGCUCAGGAGGAGACGAUGACUGGACUCACUUGUCUUCAAAAGAAGUGGACCCAUCUACAGGUGAACUCCAGUCUCUACAGAUGCCCGAAUCUGAAGGGCCAAACUCUCUGGACCCUUCCCAGGAAGGACCCACAGGGCUGAAGGAAGCGGCGCUGUACCCACACCUACCGCCAGAAGCUGACCCCCGGCUGAUUGAGUCCCUCUCCCAGAUGCUGUCCAUGGGCUUCUCUGACGAAGGUGGCUGGCUCACCAGGCUCCUGCAGACCAAGAAUUACGACAUUGGGGCUGCCCUGGACACCAUCCAGUAUUCAAAGCACCCACCGCCAUUGUGACAGUUUUUGCUCACCUCUUCUGUCCCCUUUGUUGUCUCAUAGUUGUGUUAAGCUAGUGUAGAACCCCAGUGCCUCUGUAAGGGCCAGUUUCUCCGCAUUUUUCUUCCAGAAUCGGGGGGUGGGGGUGGGGAUGCAUGAAGCCAUUUAGGGCAGUAGAACAAGUGACAUGAGGAGGGAGUUCCCUGUUGUGCUGAGGUCUUGGAAUCGUUGACUGGUGGCCCACAGCCUUCCCCCGGCAGAGCGAGACUCCUUGCUGGGAAGGACGCCGAGGCCACCCACAUCACGUCCCUGCUCUCCACCCACCAGGAUUACACCAGCAGUCCAGAAUAUAUCUUGCCUAUGGCCUUCAGCUUUUUCUUUUUUUAAAUGACUAGUAGUUGAUUUUCUGCUAGAAACCAGACCUACUCCGAGUUUAGCUAGAGUGCAGCCAACACUGUAGGGUGAAGCAGGCGGUCCUGGAGCGAGCACUGGAGAGUGGGCGGCCCAGGAUGGGCUUCACACCUGGGAGUAGGGAAGGGCUGAUGGGGCCAGUGUUGUUCCCUGAGCGCUGCCUUUUCCAUAACCACUGUAGUUCUCUCAUUUCCAAGUGUGUCACCUGCUUUGAAAGUAUGAAAAGCCCUUUAUAGCCAUUUUAUUCGCAUAUUUGUAAACAGUCUGUAAUUAAAUGGUAAAGCACUUUA
Hipposideros armiger (great roundleaf bat) is the source of this 2063-nucleotide messenger RNA. It is a transcript of the gene SQSTM1, whose product is annotated as sequestosome 1. Gene Ontology annotation, molecular function: protein kinase C binding; K63-linked polyubiquitin modification-dependent protein binding; zinc ion binding. The record is from RefSeq and is a predicted model, not a curated record. Lineage: Eukaryota; Metazoa; Chordata; Mammalia; Chiroptera; Hipposideridae. Bases 61 to 1383 code for a protein of 440 amino acids. Gene Ontology annotation, cellular component: aggresome; amphisome. The transcript is spliced from 8 exons. Gene Ontology annotation, biological process: mitophagy; endosome organization; aggrephagy.